Messenger RNA from Boleophthalmus pectinirostris (great blue-spotted mudskipper), 1719 nucleotides. It is a transcript of the gene gps1, whose product is annotated as G protein pathway suppressor 1. The record is from RefSeq and is a predicted model, not a curated record. The transcript has 14 exons. NCBI's taxonomy places the organism in Eukaryota, Metazoa, Chordata, Actinopteri, Gobiiformes, Gobiidae. Gene Ontology annotation, cellular component: COP9 signalosome. The coding region runs from base 125 to 1597 and encodes 490 amino acids.
AUCACGCAUGCGCACUGACUCCUGACCCUCCGCCGCCGCAGAUCGUGCGGACACUUCUGGAUGUGUUUGUCUCCCCCGCGUCUCCGCUGUGACCCGCACACACACACCAGGAGCCCCGGAGAACAUGCCUCUGCCCGUCCAGGUGUUUAACUUUCAGGGAGCUGUGGAGCCCAUGCAGAUAGACGCAGACCCCCAAGACGACCAACAGAAUGCUCCAGACACAAACUACAUUGUGGAGAACCCAACACUGGACUUGGAGCAGUAUGCCACUAGCUACAGUGGGCUGAUGCGCAUUGAGAGGCUGCAGUUCAUUGCAGAGCACUGUCCUCAGCUGCGGGUGGAGGCCCUGAAGAUGGCCCUAACCUUUGUGCAGAGAACUUUCAACGUGGACACCUAUGAGGAGAUCCACCGCAAGCUCACAGAGGCAACACGCUUAGAAAGAGAGGCACAGGCAGUACCUGACACAGUACCAGACGGGGGCGCUGUUCCCCCUCCUUUGGACUCAGCGUGGGCUGAAUCGACCAGGAAAAAGGCUUUACUCAAACUGGAAAAACUGGACACGGAUCUGAAGAACUACAAAGGCAACUCCAUCAAAGAGAGCAUCAGGAGAGGACACGAUGACCUGGGUGACCACUAUCUGGACUGUGGUGACCUCAGCAAUGCCCUCAAGUGUUACUCCAGAGCCAGAGACUACUGCACCAGCGCCAAGCACGUCAUCAACAUGUGCCUCAAUGUCAUCAAGGUCAGCGUUUACCUGCAGAAUUGGUCCCAUGUUCUAAGCUACGUCAACAAGGCAGAAUCCACCCCAGAGAUCGCAGAGCAAAGAGGCGAGAGAGAUAGCCAAAACCAAGCAGUUCUCACCAAACUGAAAUGUGCUGCUGGUUUGGCAGAGCUGGCAUCUCGGAAAUACAAACCUGCUGCCAAGUGCUUCCUGCAGGCCUCCUUCGACCACUGUGACUGUCCAGAGCUGCUGUCCCCCAGUAAUGUGGCGGUGUACGGAGGCUUGUGUGCUCUGGCCACUUUUGACAGACAGGAGCUCCAGCGUAAUGUGAUCUCUAGUAGUUCCUUUAAGUUAUUUUUAGAACUGGAACCUCAGAUCCGUGACAUAAUCUUUAAGUUCUACGAAUCUAAAUAUGCAUCCUGUCUCAAACUGCUGGAUGAGAUGAAGGAUAACCUCCUCUUGGACAUGUACCUGGCUCCUCACAUAAAGACCCUGUAUAGUCAGAUCCGGAACAGGGCUCUGAUCCAGUAUUUCAGCCCGUACGUGUCAGCGGACAUGACAAAGAUGGCGCUGGCCUUCAACACCACAGUAGCAGCUCUGGAGGACGAGCUCACCCAACUUAUCCUAGAGGGACUCAUCAAUGCUCGGAUUGACUCUCACAGCAAGAUCCUAUAUGCCAGGGAUGUGGACCAGAGGAGCACCACGUUUGAGAAGUCUCUGCACAUGGGCAAGGAGUUCCAGCGGCGAGCCAAAGCCAUGAUCCUCAGAGCGGCUGUCCUCCGCAACCAGAUCCAUGUCAAGUCCCCGCCCAGAGAAGGCAGCCAGGGCGAGCUGACUGCCGCCAACAGCCAAACCCGAAUGAGCACCAACAUGUGAGACCUCCGCUGGACCUCUCACUUGGCCAUUUAUCACAUGUACCACAUAUUGUAUGCUUGUCUCCACAUGGACAUAUUUCUGUUUGACUCUUUUAAAUAAAUAACAAAAUCAUGUCAAGUGUA